This is a messenger RNA of Boeremia exigua, 1764 nucleotides long. RefSeq names its product pre-mRNA-splicing factor prp46. The record is from RefSeq and is a predicted model, not a curated record. Gene Ontology annotation, cellular component: catalytic step 2 spliceosome; precatalytic spliceosome; Prp19 complex. Bases 111 to 1604 code for a protein of 497 amino acids. Gene Ontology annotation, molecular function: protein binding. The transcript is spliced from 2 exons. Gene Ontology annotation, biological process: mRNA splicing, via spliceosome. Lineage: Eukaryota; Fungi; Ascomycota; Dothideomycetes; Pleosporales; Didymellaceae.
AGACAACGACAACAACGCAAAGAUCCCUCAACCUUUCGUCAGUUCAGUUAGCUGUCGCCGGACCUUCUAGACUUCCUUCAUCGCACAUACGCACAUCAGAACGACGCGCGAUGGCGACAACGGAACCGAUUUCAAGCUCCACCGAGCAGCUCGUACGCGCAUCGGGAAAACGCACAAGAGAGAUAUUCGCCGCAGACUUCGCAUCAUCAGCUGCUCUGAACCAUGCGUCAAACUCGGCAUUCUCGAUCACUGCUACAACCCCCGCGCCCUCAACGGCUGCCGACCAAGUCAAUGUCGCCGCGCGCAUUCGCAACGAAUACGAGCAUGUCCGCGAAUUACCACCAGCUCUUGCUGCCAAGAUGGCCGCAGCAGCCUCUACGGCAGCAGAGCGACGCAAGAAGAUCAAGAACCAGAAUGCAGAAGAGCAGGCUUCAGACCCCAAGAUGCGCAAGAUGAUUGCAGGCGCAUCAGAGAAGGCGGACAAGGCGAAGGACGCGCAGUCAAUGGCAUUGACGUUGAGAGCGGGAGGGAAGGGCGCAGCACCUAAUGCGAAUGGCCCUACACCGAGCAGAAAUGCGACGUCGAGCGCGCUGGUGCGCAAGGACACGGUCCGGCAGACGAAGCCAGAUUGGCACCAGCCCUGGAAGGUGUCGAGGGUCAUGGCAGGCCAUAUGGGAUGGGUGCGGUCGCUGGCUGUGGAUCCGGACAACAGAUUCUUUGCUAGUGGUGCAGCUGACCGGACAAUCAAGCUCUGGGAUCUCGCGAGCGGGCAGCUAAAGCUUACGCUCACUGGUCACAUCAGCGCCGUCCGUGGCCUCGAGAUAUCGCCACGCCAUCCAUACUUGUUCUCCUGUGGUGAGGACAAGAUGGUAAAGUGCUGGGAUCUGGAGACAAACAAAGUCAUCCGCCACUACCACGGCCAUCUUAGCGGUGUCUACACCCUCGCAUUACACCCCACGCUCGAUGUACUCAUUACGGGAGGUCGCGAUGGCGUUGCUCGAGUUUGGGACAUGCGGACAAGAACAAACGUACACGUUCUGAGUGGGCACAAGGGUACCAUCGCAAGCAUCAGGGCACAAGAAGCGGACCCACAGGUCAUCACAGGGUCCAUGGACUCUACCAUUCGCCUCUGGGAUCUGGCAGCCGGCAAGACACAAACGGUUCUGACACACCACAAGAAGUCAGUCCGCGCACUCGCAUUGCACCCGAAGGAAUUCACAUUCGCAUCCGGCUCCUCGCAGUCGAUCAAGCAAUGGAUGUGCCCACGCGGCGACUUCAUGCUUAACUUUCAGCCCGCCAACAGCAUUGUAAACACCCUCUCUGUGAACGAAGACAACGUCAUGUUCUCCGGUGGUGACGAUGGUUCAAUGUCCUUCUGGGACUGGAAGACUGGGCAUCGAUUCCAGCACACCGAGCAGAUCGCGCAGCCUGGUUCAUUGGAUGCGGAGGCUGGUGUCAUGUGCUCGACAUACGACAGGACUGGGUUGCGAUUGAUCGUUGGUGGUUCAGACAAGUCGAUACAGAUCUGGAAGCAGGACGACAACGCGACUGAAGAGUCGCAUCCGCUUGACUGGCAGCCCACGCUUGGCAGGCAGAAGUUCUAAGAACGGCAUUGAAGCACGUUGCAUUUGCAUUGGGAGGUGUUGAGGCGUUUGAAAGAGAUACCAUAGCUGUAAAGUAGAUGAGUCGCGAAGAUCUAGAAAUCACGUACCUACGUCGUAUGCAUUUCAGAGGUCACCUUUUGCUGAGGCCUUCGUCGCUGCC